AGCAAACGCCUCUCUCUCUCUUUCACCUCCUUCUUUUAAUCGCUCUAGCACGAAUUUCGGCGCAAAAAGACAGAGAUCGGACGGCAAGAAAGCUGGAAAGAAGAAAAUCCGCUUUUCUUUUCCAUCGUCCGAUCAAUCUCUCUGCUUUUCUCCCUUAUAUCUCUCUCUCUCCCCCCAUUUUUCUCAAUUCCACCCGAAAAAGGAAAAAAGAAAAUCCCAUUUUCUAUUUGUCUCUUUCAUAAAAAUUCUCCUGAAUUCCUCUUCCAAAACCCUAGUUUCGUUCUCGAUUCCGAUCUGGGUCGUGUUUUGACUUAUCGUGGAAUUUGAUUUUCUUUUGCGGUAAUUUUUCUUUCUAUUGUAUGUGAAUUUCUAAUCUCGUUUCAAUUACGAUUGUGAAAUUUGUGAAAUAUCUUCCUUUUCUCGGUGGAAAGUGUGUGUGUGUAUGAUUCUCUGUCAGAUGCCCUUUCUCCUAUCUUUCUUUCAAUCGCAUUCGAAUUUCACCGCCCGAUACUUGAUUUCUGGUAUGAUCCACAAAUCUGAUGCUUUUUUCAUACACCGCCUGAGAAUUUCGCUUCAAAACCCAAUCUUUCCUACUCAGUCUCUGCCUCUGAUUCUCCAUCUGAAACCUUUUUCCCGUCACUGUAUCAGUAAUCUCUGAAAUUCACUUCAAAAACCCCUCCCUCCUGCUCGGCUUCUGGCAUCGCAGGAGAAUUUCACUCCAGAAUUCGACUUUUCUCGAUUGAUCUCUGCCCAUGACCUUUGCGGUUCUGAAUUGAUAUUUGGCGUUUGUAUUUUCAUCUGUUGCUGUUUCGAGAAUUUCCAUUUUCUUCGGGCAAAGGAUUAUAAGGUAUUCCUUAAUGGCGGAUCGGGAGAGGUCUUUUUCCAUAGAAGAAUUGCCUUCACACUUGAUUCUCGAGAUCUUGACUUCAGGCCGUCUGAGUGCGGCCGAUCUUGCCUGUUUGGAGAAGACGUCUCGGAUUUUCGGUGGGAGCCAUGGGCUAUACCCUCACAAGUUCCGGUCAAUGGCAGAAUUUGCUGCAUUCCAUCUCUGUGGGGCCCAUUCGAUAUUUGGGUCAUUGCCGAUGAAUGCUCGGAUGGAGCUCCUGGACCGCUGCAGCGGGAAUUGGAAGCGAGUGUUGAGGUUCCUGCAGUCCGUAGAACAAUCAUCCGGCAUGGUCGAGACAUCAGCAGGCAAUCAGAUGCAGAUAACUACUGGAAAAUAUCACACACUUCUGAUCAAUGACAACUCCUUGUACUCUUGCGGUUCCAGUUUAUGUGGAGUUCUUGGCCAUGGUCCGGUUACAACCCAACGGGAAGCACUUACCCGGGUCAAUUUUCCAUCCAAAUCACGUGUCAUCCAUGUGUCAGCAUCCCACAACCAUGCAGCUUUUGUCAUGCAGUCAGGAGAGGUGUUUACUUGCGGUGAUAAUUCAUCAUUUUGUUGUGGUCAUGGUGAAGUGAGGCGUGCUAUUUUCAAGCCUACUCGUGUUGAAGCACUGAAGGGAGUCCCUUGCAAGCAGGUUGCAACUGGGCUUAAUUUUACCGUGAUCCUCACGAGGCAGGGGCAUGUGUAUACAUGUGGGACCAAUGCACAUGGACAGCUUGGCCAUGGGGACACUCUAGACAGGCCUACUCCUAAAAUUGUUGAACCAUUUGAUGUUCUCGGCUGUGUAGUUCAGAUUGCUGCGGGUGCAAGUUACACCUUAGCUGUCACCGUUGAUGGAACAGUUCAUUCUUUCGGUUCUGGCUCCAACUUCUGUCUUGGCCAUGGAGACCAACACAAUGAGUUCCAACCACGUGCCAUCCAGUCAUUUAAGAGGAAGAACAUUCAUGUAGUUCGUGUCUCUGCUGGGGAUGAGCAUGCAGUAGCACUCGAUUCCAGUGGAUAUGUGUAUACAUGGGGCAAAGGCUAUUGUGGUGCAUUGGGCCAUGGAGAUGAGAAUGACAAGACUAUUCCAGGAUUACUGACAAGUCUUAAGGGCCACCUUGCUGUGCAGGUCUGUGCAAGGAAGAGGAAGACCUUUGUCCUCAUGGACAAUGGCUCCACUUUUGGCUUCGGGUGGAUGGGGUUUGGGAGCUUGGGCUUUUCUGAUCGAGGCGCCUCUGACAAAGUCACCAAGCCACGGAUUCUUGAUAGCCUGAGGGCCCACCAUAUUUCUCAAAUAAGCACAGGUCUGUACCACACUGUGGCAGUCACCAACAGGGGGCUGAUCUUUGGGUUUGGAGACAAUGAACGGGGGCAGCUUGGGCAUGGCUCAUUGAGAGGGUGCCUGCAGCCAACUGAAAUUGUGGUGCAGACGACAUCAGAAGAGACGGAUAUUUCUGAUGAAAGUGGGUAAUCUACAAUACCUUUGACAACAUGUUUUAGUAAUUGACUUCUGUAUGAGACUUGUGUAGUUUAUGUUUAGUACCUGAGGUGUUUUCUUGCAUUAUCUAAUAGAAGAAGCUCAUAGUCCUUGUAUUGAAAUUCAACUGCAAGAAAAAAAAAAAAAAGAAGCUGAAAUAUUGUUGUAUUUGUUAUGUAAGCUCUAGCAGUCUGCAGGUUUGGUUUGAUGCUGA
Molecule: messenger RNA, 2559 nt
Organism: Magnolia sinica
Lineage: Eukaryota; Viridiplantae; Streptophyta; Magnoliopsida; Magnoliales; Magnoliaceae
Product: ultraviolet-B receptor UVR8
Exons: 6
Coding region: 858-2339 (493 amino acids)
Source: RefSeq, a predicted model, not a curated record